This is a messenger RNA of Pleurotus ostreatus (oyster mushroom), 786 nucleotides long. RefSeq lists its product as uncharacterized. Lineage: Eukaryota; Fungi; Basidiomycota; Agaricomycetes; Agaricales; Pleurotaceae. The transcript has 15 exons. The record is from RefSeq and is a predicted model, not a curated record. Bases 1 to 786 code for a protein of 261 amino acids.
AUGACAACAGCGGCGAUGUAUAAGUUUCUAAUUUCGGACUUCGUCAACCCAUUGGCCCUGGCUUCCAAAGCUGCUGGUAGUGGCAAUGUCUUCAUUUUCGUGGGUACUAUUAAGCUUGGGUUGAGCUCAAUCAGUCAGCGCGACCUGCGGGAUUUUAUUAGCACAAUUAUUCUUUUCGUGGCGCAUUUGGGCGUUCUCAGGGACCUCUUUGAAUCCUCCCGCAAGGAUGUCCAUAUCGAUUCUGACCGUCCUGUUGGCUUUGUUUUCUUUUGGCAGUUCCAUUUGGCGCUGGAAGGUUUCAACCAUCAACUCCUAACCUCGACUGGCCCUGGGCUCAUUCUCGCCUACAAACUUUCCGCCUCUAGCAGGGUAGUGUUUGAUCUGUUUGUUACUUUCGCUAUGACGCUCGCUUUGUACCGUUCGAGGUCCGGUGUGAAACGCACUGAUCAUGUCAUCACCCUCCUCAUCAUGUUCACGGUCAACACGAAUUUACUCACCACACUAUUCUCGGUAUCCGAGCUUGUUACCUUUCUGGUUAUGCCUCAAGCUACGUUGUAUGGAGCACUGGGCCUUUUAUCUCCUAAAUUAUAUCUCAACACUCUGCUUGCAUCGCUAAACUCGCGGGAGUAUAUGCAGAAAGAACUCACGGGCACAACCACAGGAUCAAAUGUGAUAUACCCGGCUCGAGUAACUGUUGGAGGCUCCAGUCUCCAGUCCUCCGUCCACGAGCGGGAUAAAGAUGAGGAAGUAAGCAACGUCCUCGACUUGAUGGGGAAGACUAGCUAA